AGCGCCAGUGUCAAUAUGGCCGCCGAGGCAAGUGUACUUUGUGGAGUGACGCGCUCGCGGUAGUGCCUUGGGCACGGUUACUCGGCUCGCGCGGCGUCAUGAACCUCGUAUAAGUUCCUCGGGCCGCGCCGGGCCACUCUGGGAUUCCACUCGUGCACCGAUGUGCGCCCGCCUCGCCGCCAAGAUGGGAUCCACCAUCGGGGUCUCCCCCACGGACGCCUUUUCCAAGACGCCGCAAGACGUGAAAACAACGCAGGGGGACGAAGAGAAGGCCAACACAGAGGUGGACAAGUCCUCCGCGGUGAAUUUAUUUCCCUGGAUCCCCGAAUUCAAGGAAAUGUGCCGUGGCUCGUUGGCUCAGCGAAGUAUGACCUCCCUUGUACAGCUCAUGAAGCAUUACUCGAGGAAGGUGAGCCCGAGCGUAGGCGAGUGCUCGACCAAGCCGAUAAGAGCGGCCAAAUUGAAGGAGUCCAUUAGCGAGAGUUUACUUUUCUUCCUCUACUACUACCGAGAACUACCCGAGGUGUGCCAGCGCGACGUUUAUUUGGAUGUCAUGUCUGAUCUGCUGGCGAUGUUUAUGGACAUGGAGCUCAAGGCCUCCAGGAGGGGCAAGGAGCACCACGGCAAGAUCUCGGCGAGACUCGCCUCGUGCCUCUACAUUUACCUCGAACAUUCCACGGAGCAUUUACUCGAUACGCUUAUAAAGAUCCGCUUCAUGAGCCGCAGUUACCAGCACAUCCUGGACCCGCUAAUUGAGAAGAUUCUCAAAAGCGUACCUGCUCAUCCGAAUUCGGACGUGAUGUACAUACGCUACCUCCUGGUGUACCGACUCUGGAAGAAGGUGAACAACGACGUUACGAGGAAGAACCUCAUCAACGCGGCGGCCAUCUCCUCCCUGGGUGAACCGCCGCCGGUCCUUCCGUCGUUUCUAACGAAAUACGUACUACCGAAAGUGCCAAAUACCGAGGAGAACUCCACCAGGUUCUACCUCCUACACAAGUUCGACGUGGAGGAGUCCUGCAGGCUGUUCGUGAGGUUCUGCGCGAACGGCGGGGAGGACCCCGAGGGACAGGGUGACAAGGACGUGAGCUUUAUCCUGCAGGGAACCGAGGCAAGUGGCUUACUCAAGACGGCGUCUAGCUGCCAAGAUACUCUAAAUAUUGGAAGUGACUUCGACACGACCGCAUCGAAUAGUUGUAGGGCGUCGUCGUUAGGCGCGUCGACGGUCGCAGUUUCGGUGAAUGAGUCGUCUUCGGGGGGUCCGGUCGGCGCGAAGGGUCGUUCGGUCGACGGGCCCCCGACGAAGCCAGUUCCCACGGGCAAGACCUCGAAGAGGCCCAGACCCCGGAGGAACGGCGACAUAGUGUACAUAGACUUGACGGCCGACGAGACGGUCGAGAAAGUGAUUAAAAAUCCGCGGCACAAACGACUGGCCUGGUUAAAGGAGACGAAGAAGGCGGUCAUGUUAGCCAGGAAGAAGGAGAAGAGGAAACCGGAGAGCUCGGAGGGUCUGGAGAACGCGACGACCGCGAGCAAUCGUCUAGAAGAGGCUACCAGCUCUCGGUUCAACCUCGGCAAGGAAGAUUCAACCUCGAAGAGCGAAGCCUGCCUCACCUCGGACUCGGGCGUCGAGGUCGACAAAGUCGAGUCCUUGGACUCCGACACCACGACUGCGGAUAGUUUGGGAUCCACGAGCGAUGAAACGCUACCUAAGGUCGCGCAGGACCCCGCAGACCUCUCCUCGAGGCUAAGCGGCAGCGUCCUGGGGACGACGGAAUCCUCCCGGAAGACGCGGGAAAACUCCCUGAGUGCUCUCAAUGACAUCAUGAAGUACUACGACAGUGACAGCGCCGUGGACGCGAGCAGCGACGAAUACGGGGAUAGGAUGAGGAAGACGAAGAGGUGCAACGGAGCCAUCUCGAGCGACGUCGGACCUGGAAGAGAAGAAACCCCGGACAGGCACCUGGAAGACAAAAAACAUGCGAACCCGAAGAGCGAAGAGGUAUCGAUACAAUCGUACAAACUGAAUGCUCGACUGGAGGGAACCGGUGAUAAGUCUGAUGACGGAGCAAGGAUCAGAUUAAAUGGGACUAUCGGGGGCGAAAUUAGAUCCUGCGAGGAGGUUCCUGGUCAGCUGGCGUGUCGCGUACUUCGUCUGCAAACCGUGGACAAGACGAGGGAGGAGGUGUUGAAACGAUCAUCCAAACCCAAUACCCGUCCACAGGUAGCUGAGAAUAAAUCCUGGAAGGACGAAGUCAGCUGGAAGUCGCCGAGAAACGCCACCCAGUCGCAAUCGGACGGGAUGUCCUGCCAGGAGGACCUCGCCAAAUCCAAGUACAACGGUGGCGCGCAGGUGGAAGAUUGCAAGCCUCGAAAAGACGCGUCCAAGCAGGUGCCGAAAAACGGCACCCUGCUCCAGGUGGCCGACAUCACCAGUGCCGGGCCCAAGAGUCCUGGUGGCGUCUCGGAGACGCUUCCCGAUACCACCGAUAACACCGUUAUCGGUUCCGAGACGUCCUGCGAGGUGGACGCGAAAAUCACCGGCGACCUUCCGAGUCUAUCGAGCAGCGUUCCUCUGGAGAGGGACCAUCCCAGGAUGUUGGAGAAGACCUUGGUCUCGGACCUCGGGCAUGCUUCCUGCUUCGACAGGGGAACUCUGCUCGACGGAGAGAUCGCAGUGGCCUCGGAGGUGGUCGUGUCCGAGUCCAAGGUGGAGGAUGCCGUCAACUUCCCGGUGGACGGUCCGGAGAGAUCAAAGAGGGUCACGCCGAGUCCGGUGGUCUCACUCAAGGUGGAGAACGAGCAGAAUGCGAUCAACGGGCAUAAACUGGGACAAAAUGAGAGACGGACUGACUCGACCGACGCGUCCUUCGCGGAGAGACGACCGGAGCCUGGCUCGAGGUCGUCUUCCGGCGAGGUUGCGGUUCAAGGAUGCGGUCCACCCAGGUCUGGAGACAGACAAGACCGACGGUCGCACGUCGUGGAUCACCAGAAAAGCGCUCUCGUCGCCAGUGGCCCCUGCUCUGGCAGUAACAAGGACUUCAAGGAGGAGAGGACUGGCGAGACGCGGAACCUCUACGCGAUCCAGGAGUCCGACUUUCAGGACAUCGACGGGCUGACUCUCCUGGCGUGCGUGUCCCAGAGGGUUUCGCACUUGAAGUCAAAAAGUCGGUGCACCUCGAGCAGCGACCUGGUCAAGGAGAAGGCCACCGCGAAGGAGCCGUCCCCGGGUCGCAGCACCGACGACGAGACCGACACGAACGAUUCCUCGAACACGGUGGUGCGUCUCUGCAAGGACCCCUCCACGGACAUCAUCAACAGGAUCGUCGGGAUCUACCCCGAAAAGGCCCUCGACAAGGUCACGCAACAGGUGGAGGUGACAUCGACCGAGGCCGUGGACCCGGACAGCACGCAAAAUCAUUCUGGCAAUCCGGUCCCCCCGGUCUUGGAGGCGUCUUCGAGGUCGGAGAACGAUGUCGUCGCCAUGGAGGGCGGUAACCACUUCAUCUGGGAGAACGCCAACGUGAUCUUGAACGGCGAGACGGUGAUGCUGUGCCGAAAGUCACCGAAUAGCAAGCUCUAUAUCAUCAACAAGGCCGUGGAGAACGGCAGGGCGAGCUGCAACGAGGAGAAGGUCGGGAAGACGCGCAGUGGCGACCGGGACAAGAAGCACAGGCUGGAAAAUUGGCCGAAGCGCCCGGAGCCCUCGGAGAUGUCGGGCUACCCUAGCCUGGGUCGGGAUGUAGCCUUUAAUAACUCCAUCAAGGUCGAGCCGCAAGAGGAGGCCGCGGAGAGCUGGCACGUCGAUGGGAAGUUCACCAGGUGCAAGAGUAAAUUCAAGGUCGACGUCAGGCUGGAACACGAGGCGCAGCCGAAGCCGGUGGGGUACGUCGAGGCAUCUCACCUGGUCCCGGGCGCGGGGAAGGCAAUGCCUUUGGUGGAGAAGCGCCUGAUCAGGCGGCAGGACAUCAAGCAGGAGUUCCCAGGAUGCCAGGCCGACCUGGGUGGUAGGUCGACCUCGAGUCUCGGGGUGCAAACCUGCGGAGCUCUGCACCAGCUCCCUCGAGACCUGGUGGAGCCUCAGCGCCCUGGUUUGCACGUGGGUUCCUCGUCGAUGGGUCCCAUCUACGGGGCCUAUCCUGGAGCUACCGAGCUCUACGUACCCUGUCGCGCAGAUCUGGCCUGCGGCUUGCAGGUGACUCCUGGGAGCCCUUGUACCAGGGGCCACUGCACCAACCCGGACUGCACCUACGACCUGGUGGCCCAUUGCAGGCAGUACAUGCAGUCACCCCCCGAGUCUAGGACCACGUACAUAGAGGGGACUCCGUACUUCCUGGCGGGUCCCCCGGACUCCAUCGCCCCCGUCCAGGAGUACGAAAGGACCGAGACGACCAACGCCAUCGCCAGAAUGUACGAGGACGAGCUCCUCCGCGGCAUCCAGCACGGUCUCAUGGACGAGGUCCCGGUCAAGACCGAGGUGGAGUACCGGAAACUCGUCGACGAGAAGCUCCCCCUUAAGAAGAGGAUCAAGGCCCACCAGAUCGUGUCCGGCGGGUGUGACGUUAAUGCCAGUAACUACCCGAGCACGCCGAUGAUCUCGAUCGCUGUCCUGGAACAGGGGCCGGUGGUCGAGGACGUCGGCGAGGCUUCGAAGACCGGCCUCGAGGCCAAGGAGAACGACGACCCCCCUUUGAGGGUCCUUCGACGCUACUCGGCGUCGGAGAUGAUCCGCAGGGACUACAGGAAAGGUCACCCGGCGAACGGUCGACACGAUUUCCCAGACGACGAGAGGCCCACGAAGAACGGCCAGGUGAACGGCCAGGUGAACGGCCAGGUGAACGGUCAGGUGAACGGCCAGGUGAACGGUCAAGCGAACGGUCAGGUGAACGGGCAACCUGGGACCACCGAGUGCCAACGAAUCUUCAAGACCCCCGCCCAGAGGAAGGAACUAACCGUAGACGGAACCUCGUCCCUGAAGAGGAUCGCCCCCGCGCCCGUUCUCCAGAGCAAGGCUCGCCCUGACCCCACCUCGCAGCUGCCCCUGCCCCCGAAGAAGCGCAAGGUCUACACCGAGGACAAGCAGACCAGAAGAUCGAGGCGAAUCAUUCCCAGGGUCAUGUACAACUACCCCGAGGAAAUUGAAAGGGACUCGUGGAGCAGAAGGAGGAGGCGGAGGAGGACCUGCCGAUGAUCCGCGGCCAUCGUCCCCGGGUCGCUCGCCUCCAUCUGGACCCUGGGCGCGUCCUGCACCCCGAGUCGAGCGUGACCUGGACCUCUCCUGGAGGCUGCAACCGUCUUCGAGAUCUCUGCCUGUAAUUAUUCAGACCCGGAAGUGGGCAUCGCCUGGACCUCUCCCGGAGUCUGCGACCGUCUUCGAGAUCUUCGUCGAUACCUGUAUAUAGACAUAGAAGAUCGAGGAAGAUCCGAGAAGCUCGCUCCACAUUGAAGAGCUCUUCUCCAGGGACUCUUUAGCUGUGGAUCUUCCGGAAGAUCCCGCUUUAGUGUCCAGCUCUCCACCGGAAGACUGCCUAGAAGAUGAUUAUAUUGAGAUUUAUUGUCUUCGCCGAUAUUAUUGAUAUUAUUACUGAUACUAUUAUUAGUUGUAGCGACGUUUUAUCGAUACUAUGGGCAACGUUUGUCUCGUGGCCAGGUCGGAAUGGACUGGCUCUGGUGGGCCCUCUGGAUGAGCUCCGUCUCUCCCUACCUCUGACUUUUUUCUCUCUUUCUCUCUCUCCUGGUUUUUAGCACGCGCUAGCUUCUAUUUCUCUCCUCCGACUUUCGGCAUGCUCCGUGCACAUGGGUACAAAUUAUAAUUAAUAAUUAUCAAAGGGUUGACGAGGCCCCCCAUAGCUCCGUUAUGGAGCCCCAUUGCCCCUGAUAGAGCCACCCCAACUUAUCUCUUGGGACGCUCGGAGAGAGACUUUUUUUACGGUGAUUAGCAUACCGUGUAUCAUAUUCGUAAAUUUUGCACAGAGAUGCAUCUCGCGAGUAAAGCCUCGAUAGCUGCAUCGAUCCUGAGGUAAGGACUAGUCGAAUUUUCGAUUUAACCCGAUGUGAAAUACGGUUUUUUAUACCCUAGUCAACGGGACGAGAGCUCCCCGAUACUUCCGUACUUUCUUACAUUAUUUAAUUAUACAAGUUAGGUAUACAUUUUUUUUUUUUUAUUCAUUCUCAGAGUCAAUAGCCUCUGCGGGCGGGAUUCCUGCAGAGCGCGAGUAGAUUAAGAUAGUUUACAGUUCCUGAGGAUCUCAUAUUAAAAGGUACUCCCAUUUUGGAGUUUUGUACAGAGCAUAUAUAUUUAAAAAAAAAAUUUAUUUAUUUAUGUAGUUUUAUGCAUAAAACAUGUUAACGAAGUCCCAGGAACUUCGGUUGGGAUUUCCUUCUACCAACGGUGUGUCAUUUACCCAUUUCUUUAUCGGUUCUUCUAGAUCUAUAUCUUGGUCCGAUACGUGACAUACUGGUAAUCGCAAGUCCACCUGUUGGGCGUGAGAAAGUCAUGCGUGGAUGACCGAGAAGGAAUCAGCGACGUGGCAGCAACAUCAGCAAUGAAGUACCGAGCCAUCUCCUUUAGGAUGUGAAAGGCAACAUUCUCGUAGAUUCCGAAGAAUCAUCCGUUUAACCUCGAGGAGCGUCCUUACUAGCUCGAGCAAACAAUGCCAAUAAAUCUGCCAAAUAGAACCGAAAUAGUCAUACAGAGUUAGAAUUAAAUUAGGAAAGGGAUGUGGCCAGAGUGUGGUAUAGUUUUUUCUCCAUUUACACGGCGACGCGUUAUGGCGGUUCCCACGCGUUGGGUGAAGUCGACGCUAGCGCCGCCCGCGGCGGAAAGUCUCGCUAGCGAGCGGCAAAAUUCGUAACGAGAUAUUAGCGGAUGAGAGAUUUGUUAAAGGACUUAUUCGAGUCGUUGAUAGUGGGCGAAAGGUUAUCGAGAGUACCCAGCUCGCCGCGGACAUGUAAACGUGCCGGAUAAACAGUCAUGCGACGUGUAAUCACCGUUACAAAUUGUUUGAUAUUGACUUUUCGUUUCAACAUAACUAGCAACCCCUGACAAGUUUCUGCGAAAAUUUCAUGUUUCAUGGGUGAGAGUUUUAAUUACGUGGUUAUUCACCGCGAGUGAAAUGGAAAGGAGAUUUUAAUUUAGUUCGUGUAACGAAAUAAUGAGGAGGCAAAAUUAUAAGCGAGGAAAUUGGGUGUCUAAUUGCAAUGCGCACGUUGAUAUGUAUAAUUAUAAUUAAGUAGCAAGUAAUAGCGGGUGACGCGGUUUUCCUACUUAAUGGAUUUUUCUUGUUUUUGUUUAAACAGAGAGUUUAUAUGCACGUUUGCACGCGUACGCACGAGCUGAGUAAAUUCGGGCGCAAAUUUGUGCGUGAUCGAUUGCUGGGGGGGAUUGGGUUUUCAGGGGGUUUUCUUCACUUUGUGCUUUUUCCUCGUCGAUGUUAGGGAGUUAGAGGAGGUUGGCGAAACUUUUUAAUGAAAUUGUUAAGGACUAGGCAAGGCAGGGCCGAGAUUUUAUCGGUACUAUCCCAGGGCCGGCCAUUGAACGAUUUCGUCAAGAGGAUGGAACGUCUUCGGCGUCUCGGAAGAAGAAGACGAAGAACGGGUCCACUCGUGGGCCUUACAUGCUUAUAAUCUUUUAACAGUUUUCCCUAGACACCCACACACCGCGUCCUGGGGAUACCUGGAGAGUUUUCGCGCUGUAAAUACGAAGGGAUACCGCCGAGUACUCCGCCGGGACGAAAUCGUUCUCAGGACGUGUCUUCGAGAUGAAAAGAAAUAUGGAAAACGAAGACGAAAGGGAUGACAAUUUAGUACACAUUUUAUACGCCGUUUAAUACGCGCGACGCAGCGAAACGACAAAUGCGGACUCGAGAUCCGAUGCGUACUUUACACCCUAUUUAUCACGAACGGAUAUAUUUAAUUCCCCCGCGACAUCGUAAGAUUCAAGAAAAAUUCCGCAAUAACUUUCCUUUGAUCUUGUUCUUACUCUCUACGUAUAAUUAUAGUUGCAGUCCGAUCGCAUUCAAAGAAAAGCUCUGCUUAACAUGCGCCGCCCUCGCCAAUUCGAUAUACAUACUUGUAUAGGGUUCGUUACAGAAUACAUUACUUUGAGUAUGUUACAAGAAAAUUUCCCUCGUCUGGGAUAUAAAGUAGCGUGCCCGCGCCAAUUCGGAUUCCUCGGUGAAUGGAUGUCUUCCUGGCAGUCCGGUCGAAUGCAAGAAACCUGCCUUUGUAAAAAAAAAAAAAAGAAGAUUCAGAGUCCAACCCUGUACAUAGUAAUCAAAAGUCCAGCCGCGAAUUGUAAUGGAAACACGGAUGAUUAACCUAGGGGGUAAAAUAUGCAUCGGGGGUCCACGUAUCGCUGGGUCGCGAUUCUUCCAAGUACAGAAACCUCGUCGCGUCGAGGGAUGCACUUGGCGCGAAACUCAGCCGAGCCAGUCGCGUCUUGGAAAUGUCAAAACCACGUGUGGGCGUUAAUCUACGCGCCACUUACACUCCACACACAACCACAAAUAUCGCGAAUACGUAAUUAAGUAUAUAUAAAUAUAUACAUAUAUAUACGAAUAUAUAAAUAUAUAUUAUAAAAGAGAAGAGCAGUUUUAUAUACGAACUGUUGUUAAUUAGGGUAACGCGCGUCGGCGGGCAAUUGUCCCCUAAGGAUCGUCGGAAUGUAUUUUGACUCGUUAUCGCACCGAUCGAGCAAUUUCCGUCGUUCCUAUUUUUAAUUAUUUUUUUAUUUUUAAUUUUUAUAUUUCCAACGGGGACGCCUCGUAUCCGAGGCGGGAAAAACAAAGUGCCCGAGAGAAUGAACUUAAGGCUGUCGAGGAGACCUGCGUUCCUCGCAAACCCAGGAUGAAUUUUCGCCGGCAUAACGGGAGAUGGAUUCUUUUAUUCCGUUUUCUUUUUUCAUUUAAUUUUUUUUUCCCCCUCCCCGACGUUUUUCGCUAAAACGGAAGAACGGCAAAGCGACCCGGGGAGAGGAGAGCAUAGUCGCUCCCUCUGCAUGUCGGUCUUUCUUUAGUUGGUUUUAUUUUGUAUUCUUUAUUUUUCAUUACCGUUCAUUUUCCCUCUUCUCGCUCCAUUUUCUUUUAUUUUUUGUUUCACCUUAAAUCGCCAUCGUGCCGCGUUAGCACUUGAUUGCCAUAUCCCCGAUAUACCUGAUCUCGAAUCUGUGAUGGUUAGCUAUGCGGUAGCUAAUGCUUUUGUUGUACAAAAAGGUGUCGUACCUUGCUAAAUACUCUGUUGACGAGCUUGAUCUGCCGUUGCCAAAUACGUUAAUACGUCUCUCCCCCUCGUCACCUUUAACGGGCACUUUUCAUCUCCGCUUUGUGAACGGCGCUUGGAACGAAUCUUCUAUAUCGGCAUCUAUUUUAUAUUUUUUCUCCUCGUUAACUUUAAUUCAUAGGAAAAAAAAAUCUACCGACAAAACGAGCGCCCUCGGGUUUAACCAGCGAUUACAUAUUCCAGUAUACGGUGAAUUAUUCGAAAGGCUUGCGUACCGGAAAAUCCGCCUUAAAUAAUCAAGCAACACCGGGGGAUGUUCGAGCGACCCCGAAUUGAAUAUUAACAACCCCUUUAAGUCCUAAUUUUAAUAGUUAAUAGUCGCUGCAACAUUAAUGCGCACCUCAGAGGUGAGGAUUUCCCAGUUGUCAAAGAUCUCGGAUCGGAAUUAAUUAAGAAAUGAUAGUUAUAAAUUUACUUUCAAUGUCGGACCAGGCACCGUUCACAGAACAGCGACGCGAAUCCCAGAAUGUGUUCCAAGCUCGUUUCCCGAAGCAUAGGUACUCUCGCACUUUGCGAAACAGGAGGCAAAAAGCAAUUGUCACUAGCUCUUCUCCUUUUCUCUCUUUCUCCGGCCCCUUCCUGUAAUUUAUUUACGUUAAUUAUCCAAUGUGAAGUCUGAUACGUCUAGUUUGUUAGCGCUCGUCGUAGUCGGGCCGCCCGUAGGGGCGAAAACGCGCGUACGGCUACCUCGGUAACCCGAAUUUACGAAUGGACUAUAAUAAUUGUAGCUGGACUCGCGAUAGUCGCUGGUUUCCCUUCCCCUUUGCUUGGACUCGACGAUUUCCUUCGCACCUUGGACAAUUCAUUAAGCAAAACAUGGAAAAGAAACAAUUCGAAGAGGACGCGUCACUUACGCCUUACCUGGCGGUGAACCGCGUCCUUUUAAUUUCUCGCUUAUUUUCGAGAUCAAUCGAAGGUAUUGCUUCUAAUAUUUAUACCUAAGUACUUCAAUUAUAAUGUGUCAUUAAUGUUACGUAGAAAAUUGCAAUCGGUAAUGGGAAUUUCGUGAAAUAAUCAAGUUAUUGCGCUUCCACUUACGCCUGCAGGAAAUCCAAGAUGGCGGCCGGUCGUAGUCUUACACUUUUGUUAGAUAUUUACUCUUUUACUUAGCUGCGAGUAGAGAUAGAGGGGAAAAGAAAAUGCAAGCAAUGGUGGAGGGAAACCUAGCGCAGUGUUCACCGAUGAAAGUCUGACGCCUUAGAGAGUAAUGAGUUUCCUUAGAUUAGCGGCGAGAUGGUGAGAUGCCUCUUUUGCGUUGAGACAUUUAGUUGUUAAUUUAGCCUUUAUUUCCUAGUUUUCUUUCGUUUGUAAUUCCUCUCCGGUUGCGGGCGCAAGGAGGCUAGGCAAGCCUCGGCGAUGCGGAUUGUCGCGUUAUCGGCGAAUUAAUUCCACUGUUAAUGAGAAUAACUACCAUUGCGACGGGUGGAAAGGCGAUCGUGUGUUAAAUUUACUCGUAAUGGUUGUUAUUGCCCUUUGAUUGGAUUAUUAAUAACGAGAGUGGCACUUUCGGACCGAAGGACAUUUCUGCGGUGUCAGAAAAUUUUUAAUAUUGUAAAAUUCAAGCCCUGCCCGUUUUACUCCUCUCGAAGGAAGGUAGAAGUUAAUUCCAUCUUGAGAGGAACCUUGAGAAGCGAUUCAAGAACGACCAACACCCUGCGCUAGAGUGACGGCGGUCGGUACCGCUCGACCUGUGAUCUGCGAAAGCGAUUUUCCGCUUAACGCCUCGCGAUGGAAGAAAAUGCCUCCUGAGAAAGUUAUCGACUAUAAUCUGUCGAGGAAAGUUUAUCCGAAGCAUUUUUUCACGUCGCGCGUCGUUACCGCGGAAAAUCCCGAUUUGCAGCUAGGUGUACGAGACACGGUCCCGGUUUAUCUUGCGCGAAAUUAAUUGCCUCUCGAGUUGGUCACUCUGGAAGAAUUGUUGAAAUUAAUUCUCCAUUCGUUCCCCGAAUACUUGUCAAUUGACGCGUGCUGCGGUUUUCAUCUUAAUACAUAAUUACAUAGAUAUCUGUAUACCGAAUCAUGGGAGGACCGGUCGUGACGGCCGCCUUUCCCGUGUAAUAGCGAUUUUCCGCUUUAACGCCACGCAGUGGGGCAAAUCGUCCUGUAUAAAAGUUCCUACCAACGUUACGGGGAACAACUUUCAUUCGACCCAUUUCUCCGUACGGUGCGUCGUUAUCGGAGAAAAUUGCAAUUACCCUCGAGGCGCGCAGAAAGUCGUCACGACCUCCCUCAGGGUUGCCCCAAUGUAACCACUUCAUCGUUACUCGAAAUUAAUUCCGUCAUUACUUUGUGAUUAUCGCGAAAAGACUGUGAAAUUGAUCUUCAAUGCGUUGCCGACAUAGUCUGCCGAAUAAUUUUAUUAUACCUAUGUUUACGUAUACGAAUGAUCCGUCUGGUAUAUUAUUUUAAGUUCGCCGAGGCGAAGAGACUAAUUUCACUCCCGUUGUUUCCUUUCUUCUCUUUCGGCUGUUCUAUAUAGAUAUAUAAUUUUUUUUAUCUAGUACUUAGCGGUAAGCGGUAAUAAUUAGUCAAGGGAAUCUCGAGUCUGCCAGUUUGGUGAUCUGUCGGGCCGACGUUCAUAAUUAAUUUAAUAUAAUUACAGGUCCGUCGCGACGUGUGCAUAUAUUAUUAAAAAUACUUUCAUGUAUAAAUCUUCCCGCGAUUGCUUGUACAUUUCACCGUAUCAGAGAGGCAUCCGUGAUCUAUUGUAUUAUACGUGGCUUUCGUUCGAUAACGUCGUUUCUCGUAGGUGCGUUCAAAGGGGCAGAAUCGUCGAGAGAUUUCUUCGAUUCUGUCCCCCUUUUCGGUCCCUUGGCUUUGUACAUAGACACGCCUCUCCCGUAAGCGUUUAACACCUGUACAUUAACGAUGCGACGAUCGUUAUUUUUAUAUAACCCUCCCUAGACCCAGAGUACUUUUUAGGAUAAAAUUUACCCGACAUUGUAUAUUCUAUUUAUUAGACGGAUCGACGAUUGUUCGAGAAAUAAAUGUUAAAUCCCAUAACCUGUAGGCAGACUUAAUUCAACUUCUUAUCUCUCUUUAUUUUUAUGUUCCAGGAGUAUGACCAGAAUUAAGAGUUCUCAUAGAUGGGUAUCGAUGGCGCGAUCGCUCGUAAGAAAUUUUAAUAAGAAAAGGGAAAAACGGAAUCUCUAUUAUUCGAG
Molecule: messenger RNA, 12440 nt
Organism: Orussus abietinus
Lineage: Eukaryota; Metazoa; Arthropoda; Insecta; Hymenoptera; Orussidae
Exons: 8
Coding region: 161-5191 (1676 amino acids)
Source: RefSeq, a predicted model, not a curated record